AUGUCUCAGAGCUGUGGGAAAUGUGGAACAUUGAAAUGGCAGAAGGAAACGAAAGGCAUGUGCUGCUCGAAUGGCAAAGUUUCUUUGCCAACACUUACUUCUCCUGCAGAACCUCUCCAAACUCUGCUAAAGGGAGAAACAGCAGAGAGCCGUCAUUUUCUCGAUAACAUGCGCAAGUACAACAGCUGUUUUCAGAUGACGAGUUUUGGAGCUGACAAAGAAGUUCCUGAGCACGGCUACAUGCCAACUUUUAAGGUUCAAGGGCAAGUUUAUCACGCUAUCGGCAGUCUUCUUCCAAUGGCCGGUGAAGAGGCCAACUUUCUCCAGAUCUACUUCAUUGGAGACCCAAAAGACCAGGCUAAACGACGAGGUCAGGUUAUUCCUGGAACCAGGCUCCCCAUUAUCCGGUUCCUUCAAGACGUGCUUCACCAAGACAACUAUUUGGUCCGCAGUUUCAAGUAUGCAUUUGAAAACCAUCCAGGAAGAGAGUUUGACAUUGUCAUCAAUCCUGACAAGGUACCUUCGGGGGAACAUCGCCGUCGCUUCAAUGCACCUGUUGUUUCUGAGGUGGCAGCUGUCAUUUCUGGGUACGAGAAGGGACAGCGUGACAUCGUAAUCAGACACAGAAACAAUGAACUGGAGAGGAUCAGUUCAUCUAAUAGGGCGUACGACGGUCUUCAAUAUCCAUCCAUCUACACCAGAAGUGAAGACGGCUACUAUUGGCAAAUCUACAAGCAAGAUUCAGGUGGCGGUCCAAUAGACAAAAAGGUGACAGCUAUGGAGUUUUAUGCAUACCAUCUAUGUGCUACUCUCUCAAUUUAUUUUAAUUAGUAGGAUACUACGCGUGCCUUUGCAACAAAAUUUUUUCGCCUCUCGUUACAGUCUUGACCAAUCAACCCACUUAUAACCUACCACGUGAAGAACUAGUUCUUUACGUGACAGAAGAUGUUAUCUAGUUGUUAGUCCUCCUAUCUAGUCGAACAAGAAGCACGUGCUAAAACACGUGGAACGCGCGCGAAGAGAGGACUGGGUACACGUAAAGGGACUAGCAGUUUUUAUGAGAUAAUGAUAAAUGUCCGAAUAAGCGACAUCCGGCACUUCUUCUCCCACAUCGCACGCCUCCAAAACGUAUGGGUUAAGUCAAGGACUUGCAAGCCCAUCAGAUCCAGUUUACACACAUAUCUUUUUUACAUCCAUUAAAAUAUGUGGAAGUCAAUCCUUAAGACAUUUACAUGCAGCUGACAGACAUGCCACUCGAACGCGUUUGCCACUCAGUCACGUGG
Corticium candelabrum is the source of this 1283-nucleotide messenger RNA. RefSeq lists its product as uncharacterized. Bases 1 to 831 code for a protein of 276 amino acids. The record is from RefSeq and is a predicted model, not a curated record. The transcript has a single exon. NCBI's taxonomy places the organism in Eukaryota, Metazoa, Porifera, Homoscleromorpha, Homosclerophorida, Plakinidae.